Molecule: messenger RNA, 661 nt
Organism: Gracilinanus agilis (Agile Gracile Mouse Opossum)
Lineage: Eukaryota; Metazoa; Chordata; Mammalia; Didelphimorphia; Didelphidae
Gene: PHPT1
Product: phosphohistidine phosphatase 1
Exons: 3
Coding region: 43-426 (127 amino acids)
Biological process (GO): peptidyl-histidine dephosphorylation
Cellular component (GO): cytosol
Molecular function (GO): protein histidine phosphatase activity
Source: RefSeq, a predicted model, not a curated record
UUGGGUAUUGGUGGGAGGGGCAGGUUUGCGCGUUGCGGAAAGAUGGCGACGGCCGGCCUCGCUGAGAUCCCGGAUGUGGACAUCGAUUCCGAUGGUGUCUUCAAGUACGUGCUGAUCCGAGUACAUUCUGCGCGGGACGCCAGCCUCGAUGGCCAGGACUGUCCAAGCAAGGAGAUCGUGCGCGGCUAUAAGUGGGCCGAAUACCACUCUGAUAUCUAUGACAAAGUUUCAGGAGAAAUCCAGAAGAAGGGCUUUGACUGUGAAUGUCUGGGUGGUGGCAGAAUUUCCCACCAGAGCCAAGACAAGAAGAUUCACGUGUAUGGCUACUCCAUGGGUUUUGGACGUGCUCAACACUCUAUCUCAACAGAAAAAAUCAAAGCUCACUACCCCACCUAUGAAGUCACCUGGGCUGACGAUGGUUACUGAUGAGGCCCUGGUUCCUUCCUCCUGGCUUGCCUAUCUGUUGAAGCUGCCUCUGUAGGCUGUCAGAUGUCUUUGAACUCUUGUCUCCACCUUUUUGUUGUGUUCUGUUAAGAGGGCAUGUUGGUGAUACUCUGCUGUUACCCUCCUGUUGUGCCUUCCAUUGCUGUGGUGCCUGGCUGGGCCUCAAGGGGUAUUCAGGCAUCCAGUUGGAAUUAAAAGUGGCAGCACCAGUGCUGAA